Molecule: messenger RNA, 6003 nt
Organism: Gopherus flavomarginatus (Mexican gopher tortoise)
Lineage: Eukaryota; Metazoa; Chordata; Testudines; Testudinidae
Gene: CARF
Product: calcium responsive transcription factor
Exons: 15
Coding region: 564-2792 (742 amino acids)
Biological process (GO): regulation of transcription by RNA polymerase II
Cellular component (GO): nucleus
Molecular function (GO): RNA polymerase II cis-regulatory region sequence-specific DNA binding; DNA-binding transcription factor activity, RNA polymerase II-specific
Source: RefSeq, a predicted model, not a curated record
GCUUCCCUGACUCCCCUGUAGGGUUCGCGGCAGCCGAGGCGGGAGGAGCCGCGCCCAGUCUGCCCUCCCCACCCCCACCGCGCGCGGAGCGUUCUGGCUCCCAGACCUGCCGGGGGCUGUGGGGCGGCGCCGCCGCGGAGGAGGGGGGCGGCCCCCCAGGGCUAUUGUUCUGCGGGGCCAACAUGGCGGGCGCCUGCUUCUCCCGCCGGGAGGUCCUGGCCGGGCGGCCGCCGGCGCUGCUCGCCGCGCGGCGUGAGGAGAGGUAGAGCCGCUGCCAUGCCUCGCCCCCGCCUGGUGGGGGAUGGACCCGGCCCGCAGCCCCUCAGUGUGGGGACGGACAGGGGAGGGCAGAGGGGACUGCUGCCCCCCCAGUGUGGGGAGCGGGGGUCAGGGCAGGACCCGCUGCCCCCCCAGUGUGGGGAGCGGGGGUCAGGGCAGGACCCGCUGCCCCCCCCCCAGUGAGGGGACUGGAGAGGGGUAGUUAGGACAGGACCCGCUGCCUGUCGGGGACGGGGCGCUCUGGACAGGACCUGCUUUGCCUCCUGGAGUCAGGCCGCCCUGUAAUGGAAGAAAAUGGAGUUGACCAUGACGUCAGCAUGGAAACAUCUAAAGACUUACUGGUAGUCAACUGUAAUAGUACAGGAGAGUCAGAAACAGAUGACCAAGUGUUUCAGCAUCUAACCUGCAUGGAUUCCAGGGAUCCAUCAUUUGAACAGAAUGACUCUUCAGCAGUCUUGCCCAUCGCAGUGCAUGUUUCAGACAAUUCGUCUGUGUCAUCGAAUACACCAGUGCAGCUAUCCCAGGCUCAGCCUCUUUCCACAGAAGAGUUCCAUCUGGUAGACCAGAAUGGCCAGCCUCUCUAUGAACUACAGUCACUGGGGGAUUCCAGUACACAGAUGAUGAUUGUUGCCAGCCAGUCAGAACAUGGACAGGUGCUACAUGUAAUUCCUUCGACUCAGCCAGGAAUGGCACAAGUGAUUAUUCCUCAAGGGCAACUUUUGGAUGUCACCAGCAUGCAGGAUGUUUCAAAAGAGAAACGCAGUGACGGGAACUUGCAGACAGUAGCAGUGGCUGCUAUCGCAGACAGUGCAAGCAGUUACAUACUUCAUCCCCAAUCAUCUCUCACCAUGUCCAAAAAGACAACAACCAGGGUAGUGGAAGACCUUUUUCCAGUCCCUCUCCAGCCGCUGCCCCCAAACACUCCUACAUGGGCCCGUCGUCUCAGGAACUGCGAGAAAAUUGGGGACUCGUACCGCGGCUAUUGUGUGAGCGAGACAGAAUUAGAGAGUGUUCUAACGCUACACAAGCAGCAAACACAAAGUGUGUGGGGGACACGCCAGUCUCCAAGCCCAGCCAAACCCGCCACACGGUUGAUGUGGAAAUCUCAGUAUGUCCCAUAUGAUGGGAUCCCUUUUAUCAAUGCAGGAAGCAGAGCCAUUGUGAUGGAGUGCCAGUAUGGGCCUAGGAGGAAAGGUUUCCAGCCCAAAAAAACUGGCGAGCCAGAAAAUGCCUCCUGCCAGCUGUACAAAGCCACUUGUCCAGCACGGAUCUAUAUUAAAAAGGUUCAAAAGUUUCCUGAGUAUAGAGUUCCCACUGACCCCAAAAUUGACAAGAAAAUCAUAAGAAUGGAGCAAGAGAAAGCUUUCAACAUGCUGAAGAAGAACUUGAUAGAUGCUGGAGGGGUCCUCAGAUGGUAUGUGCAAUUACCCACCCAGCAGGCCCACCAGUAUCACGAAAUGGAGACCUGCCUCCCUCCUUCACCGUCCGCUUUCCCCACAUUGUCUCCUGAGGAAGAGGAAGAUGCAGUGAGAGAUGAGAACUGUACUUUGCCCUCCCGACUUCACCCACAGGUAGCAGAUAAAAUCCGAGAACUGGUGUCUCAGGGAAUAGAACAAGUCUAUGCAGUGAGGAAACAACUAAGAAAGUUUGUGGAGCGAGAAUUAUUCAAGCCUGAGGAAGUACCAGAGAGGCAUAACUUGUCCUUCUUCCCAACUGUGAAUGACAUCAAGAACCACAUCCAUGAGGUGCAGAAGUCCCUGGGAAACGGGGAGAUGGUGUAUAACUCAGAAAGCAUCCCAGCAACGCUCCAGUGGACCACAGACGGUGGGAAUGUUCUCACAGAAACAGUGACUGUUACAUUUGCCUCACCACCUACAGAGGGGAGUUCACCAGGAGAAUCAAUCAUCACCAAAGUGGAAUCCAGUCAGACUGGGGAGAAGUUGCCUCCAGAGACAGCUCAGCUGUUGUCCUCGCUCUCGUCACUCCAGCCCAAGAUAUUUGCACAGCUUCAGGGAUUACAGCUGCAGCCAACAUUCACCUCCGUGGAUGGAGCAACAGCCCUGAUAGCAUUGAAGAAAAUCCAGAGGGUACCAUUUGUGUGGGCCAAGUUAAACAAGAACCCAGAGAACAAGCAUUGUCUGUGGAGGCAGAUAGAAUCAGAGACUGCCAGAACUCUGCCACUAUUUAAAUCCAUGAAGGCAUUAAGGAUUUGCAACUCAGAGGACUCUAAAAUGUCUUGGAAAAGAAGGCGGAUAUUCUCCAAACAAUGCCAUUCUUCAAAAUGGCAUUGUGACAGUCAGUAUAGGCACCAUACACUAGUUCUGACAGACAGCUGCUUUGAUUUACAGCUGAUACGGUUCACUGCCAAUUCCAGGUCAUUCAGUUCCCAUGUGGAACACCUCCUCCUUCUUCCCUUCCAAGUUUUGAGUAAUUCAGAUACUAUCCAGAUGGUCUAUUUUGCACAGUAUUUCAAUAGGUCUUCCAAAAUUAAAUCCCUAGGUUUUGUAAUAUGAAUCAGAAUGCUACUCUCACUAAUCUCUUUGAAACCCUCACCUAUUCUGCUACUCCGAAGACAACGGAAUCUGCCCUUAAAUGCAUCAACAAUGGCAGUCAUUUUGAGAGAAAAAUAAAGUCUUUGGAAAUCAAGAUGCAGAACUUUAAAAGUGCCAAGGGCAAUGGAUGCACGAAAAAUGUGGACUGCAUCUGAUAGGAAUGUUAGUGAUGGAAAGGUAAAAUUGCCAGGUGAAAAUAAAACUGAGUGAUGAACAGGAGUAGAUGGAUUGCAGAGUAGAAGAGGAUUAUGUUUUGAUGCAUUUAACAUUCUGGCUUUAUCAUGGGGUUUACUUUCUCAGCCUGCAGCCUUUAUUCUGAAAGGGCAGUAGCCAGCUGGUCAUAAUGAGUAAAUGAAGUAGUUGCAUCUCCUGUGGAAAGAUUGGUAGUAGUAUUUUAGCUUACUUAUCGUUUACAUUCAGAUAGGCCUAUGAUUUAAUAUGCUGAUGGUCAUGGCGUCGGUAUUAGUGAUACCAUGAUUAAAAGCAAUAUUCCAAAUCUGUAAGCCAUCUGCUGUGCUGAGAUAAGCAGUAGAAAAACAAACAAUAUACAGAAGAGCUGUCUUUGUGGUGGUCAGAAAAUCAAUGGGUCUCAAGUUUUGCCUAAGACAGCUGUUAGGACUGAACAAGGGUCUGUGUUGUUUCUUGUCAGUUGUGUUUCAGGAGCUAAUUGAAUUAAUACUAGAGGAAUAUUUUUUUCCUGCAUCGUCAAAGUCAAGUCUGUAACAAGCAGCAAGAACUGAGUUAUAUUUUAUGUGCCAGGCAGAAUUCGUAGUGAAUGACUCAUACUUACAAAUAUUUUUCAAUCAGUUUUAAGCAAUAAAGGAAAUAAAACUGAUGCAACAUAACUACCAAAUUAAAUAACAGUUGGUUUGCUUCAGAUGUUGUUUAUAGCAACAUUCAGAACCAUUAUAGGUUCAGCUCUACAAGCAUAUCCAUUAUUAACCACUAUUUCUAGGGAUUGAUAACUCAGCCAUAACAAUUCGCUCGUUUAUAUAACUUGCAAGAUCAGUUUGGCUAUGGUUUUACUUAUAGAUUUGCAAAGGAAAAAGGAUUACAAAUAUUAGUUGUGCAUAUAAAGGAUAAAAACGGUUCAGAUUGAUAUUAAUGUGCGUUCAAAGUAUGCACAAACGUCUUUAAAUAUUCGAAAUCUGAAAUAAUCUUGAAUUCCUUACUUUUGUGCAUUUAAAGCUAAAGAUCCUUGAAAUCUCCUAUUGUGCUUAGGAUCUCCAAAUAUCUUUACAUGCUGCAUCAGUUAAGGUUUUACCUCUAAAAAUCUUUUUACUCCAGAGAGUAUUGCUAAUACUGUUAACAUUGUUAAAAUCUAAUUUUUGUGGUUUAAAUGGAACGUUCCAACAGGGACCGCUCUUUUUAAGUAAGAGCCAACAUUACUUCAUGUGUGCAGUUAUAGAAUCUCCAUUUGUGUGGAGUCUCAUAGAUUGCAUUUAAACUAAUUUCUUUUGUGAUCUGGCUUAUACAUUUCUGUGUAGGUAAAUUCAGUGAUAUUUUGCUGUGCAUUUUGUAUUUCCGUUAAAAUUGUGGCAUCUCAUCUAGAAUGGAUGUUUUGUCCUGCUUCAUUUAUAGCUCUGGAGUGCAUAGCAUACAGAUUAUCUUUUUCUUUAAAAUUCGGUCAACAGUAUGUUAGAAGUUGAUUCUUCCUCCCACUCAGCUACUGUUGAAUAUCAUUUACCUUUUCCUGCUACUCUUACAAUUUUAGUUGGUACAUUCCAGGAUAAAUUAUCCUCCUCUGUAUUCUGUGAUAGUGACAUCGAAAUCUUGAUUCAGAACAGCAAAUUACUAUUAAAAAAUUACCAGUGACAGGUUUAAAAGAAUUCUAGAUUCCUGAUUAACGUAAAAAUCUAAGGCAAAAAUUUUGCAUUGAUUAAAUACCCAUCAAUUGUUGCUUAUUUCCCCAGUGACAAUGCUGAGGAAUGACUAUUCUUUUGCCAGUUACUAUUCCUCCUAAUAUAACACAUGAUCUGAUUCUACACUAAACAGGAGAAAAUUCAAAGGAUAUAGACUUUACUCUUGGUGAAUACAGGCUGUUAAAGGAAAUGGUCCUUUAGGCCAUUUUGAAUAGCAGAGAAAAGGAGUGACUUUUCUCAAUCUACCUUGAAUUGCACAGUGCCCUGAAAAGAAUCAAACCAGAAGAAGUUUUUUGUCAAGAGAGUGCAGAUAGAGAUAAAUUUAAAGGGGUCCGUUAUGAAGUGAAAGAAAUUACAUAUAAAUGUAAAAAUUUUAAUCUCUGGGUUUUGCCAUCCCAUAUCUCCUGUUUUUUAUUUAUAGAACAUUGUAAAAUAACUGUAUUUAAAAUAUUUCUGUGGAUGAUACUCAAAUUGUAGUUUCAAAAUUAACUUCAAAUUCUUUAAAUUCUAAUUCUUUUCCCUCUAAAUGUAUACUCUGGUUAUGUCACUGUUGUCUUUGCAGAGCGCAUAGUCUUUCCUUUUACAAAGUUAUGUUUAUGUUACUUGUGUUAUGUUUCGCACAGGCUGAAGUGAUCUGGCCACAUAGGCCCACUUGUACUCAAAUUGGUAUUUUGGUUCGCUAGGUUCCAAUUGAAGGUUACAGAUAAAAGGCCCGAUUCUCCUCUCAUGCACAUGUAUAAACUACAUGGAUUUCAUUGUAGUUACAUCAGUGUUAAACUAGUGUGAAUGAAAGAUUAAUCGAGCCAGGUGCUGUUCUGAGUAUGUUGCAUAGUCAUUUAAUUUGAGUUUACAUGUAAAACAGUUAGAUAUGAGCUCACAAUAGGCAUUAGAAACAUUUCUAAAGUUAACUCAGGUGUGCUCAAAACACUUGUUUUGCAAGCCUCCUAAUUCUGAGCUUCCACAGGGUUUUAAAUGAACUAUUUCUUCACCAAUCUUUUCUUCUUAUGUCAGUUGCUCACGAGGAGUGAUUGGUCCGCUUCAUAAGAAGGGCUGUGUGCAUGCAAAAAUUCUUGGUUAAAAUGCAGAAAAAUCACCUAAAAGACAUGGGUCCAUGGUUCUUAUUCAAGGCUGGAAACCAGCAAGGUUGAAAUGUCGUCUUUUCCUUUUUGUGCUGUCAAGACACAAGCUUGAUCGCGUGGUCUGAAGAAUCUUUCAGUUUGUAAAAAGUUUAAAGAGAGACAAAUCUAUAUAUAUUGUAACUUAAUGUAUAGUGUUCUUUGUUGAAAUGUAAACUUUUUUUUUUAAAGAAA